Striga asiatica is the source of this 432-nucleotide messenger RNA. The record is from the annotation of a GenBank genome assembly. Lineage: Eukaryota; Viridiplantae; Streptophyta; Magnoliopsida; Lamiales; Orobanchaceae.
AUGAGAUGGAUUCCUCGCAGACUGAAGAACGGAGAAGGCUCGACAGAAGAUGAUGACGGAGGCGAUAUAGGAAGAGGAAGAUCGGACAGAGUGAAGACGACGGUGGCGGACGCCAGCGGUCACAUGCGGCGGGACUGUCGUGUGGUAGAGGACCUCGCUGGGCUGUGCAAAUUUUUUAUUCCCGGUCAAUCCUCGGCCCUCCGACGGCUGCUGUCGUGCGAUCGAGUGCGGGUUGAGGAGGAGAUGGAGGAGCUGGUAGGCGUGGUGGUGGACGCGAACAGGCUGAGGAGGAGCGUCUUGGCUGACGUCAUGAGCGCCACCACCGUGUACAAGGCGACGUUGUUCUUAGAGGCGGCGGCGGAGUUCUUGGUAGGGUUUUGUGAUGCGAAAUUGGUGAAAGAGUUUGAGGAGUGCGAGAAAGCUGUCAAUUGA